Messenger RNA from Vitis vinifera (wine grape), 588 nucleotides. Its product is annotated as cyclic pyranopterin monophosphate synthase, mitochondrial. Gene Ontology annotation, biological process: Mo-molybdopterin cofactor biosynthetic process. The transcript has a single exon. The coding region runs from base 1 to 588 and encodes 195 amino acids. NCBI's taxonomy places the organism in Eukaryota, Viridiplantae, Streptophyta, Magnoliopsida, Vitales, Vitaceae. The record is from RefSeq and is a predicted model, not a curated record.
AUGGAGUCGGUCUUUGGGGAACCAUCCUCAACUAGUCAUUCCAGUUCUAUUAGCAAAGAUUUUAUGGCUCAAGAACAUCAGUUUGUGUCUCCAAAAAUGGGCGGGAGUGGACUUGGCCUGACCCAUGUUGGCAGCAAAGGGGAAGCUCAAAUGGUGGAUGUCACACCUAAAGAAAGUACUAAGAGAGCUGCCACCGCUAGUUGCAAAGUAAUUCUGGGCAAGAAGGUGUUCGAUUUGGUUUCAGCUAACCAAAUGGCCAAGGGAGAUGUUCUUAGUGUGGCAAAAAUUGCUGGAAUAAAUGGAGCAAAGCAGACUAGCAGCCUGAUCCCAUUAUGCCACAACAUUAUCCUGACUCAUGUCUGCGUUGAUCUGACAUUGAACCCAAAUGACUUUAGUGUUGACAUAGUAGGGGAAGCAGCUUCCACUGGGAAAACCGGGGUUGAGAUGGAGGCACUAACAGCUGUGUCCAUUGCUGGUUUAACAGUAUACGAUAUGUGCAAGGCUGCUUCGAAGGAUAUUCAGAUCACAGGCAUACAACUUGAGCAUAAAACUGGUGGCAAGAGUGGGGACUGGACUAGAAAGGAGUGA